Messenger RNA from Daphnia carinata, 739 nucleotides. RefSeq names its product apolipoprotein D-like. The record is from RefSeq and is a predicted model, not a curated record. Gene Ontology annotation, molecular function: pigment binding. Lineage: Eukaryota; Metazoa; Arthropoda; Branchiopoda; Diplostraca; Daphniidae. Bases 96 to 668 code for a protein of 190 amino acids. The transcript has 5 exons.
UAACGGUCAGUCGACGACGGAAUUUCUGCAGAGACAGACACCGCAGAAAAUUUAAAUUUUCGAUUAACGUUUUUUAAAACUUAUUUAGUGACGAAAUGGUUAAUUACUUCCCUAUUUGGCUUCUGUUCACCGCCGCGUGCUACCAUACAUUUAUACAGGCGCAGUUGUUUGAACGUGGUAAUUGUCCGGAUGUAAAAGCUGUCCCUGAUUUCAAACUAAGUGAGUACACUGGGAAAUGGUACGAAAAUAGAAAAACCAUUUCCAGGUUUCAAAACAGCAUGGCACAAAGCUGUGCGACUGUCACGUUCAACGAAACGGAUGGAAAACUGGUCGUCCAAAACAGGGGAUUACAAAGACUGACCAGGAGAAAUAUCGUACUAAACGGAAAAGCACGUCAUCCUAAUCCUUCGAAGGGCGAGUUUGUAGUCAACUUCCUUGGAAAUGCUUCCUACGGGGACGAAACGUUGAUGAUUUUAGGGACCGACUACAAUUCAUACUCUGUUUCUUGGAGUUGUGUUGGCGCAGGGCCAAUGCAUCUUUAUACACUUUGGGUUCACACUCGUGAUCCAAAUCCAUCCAGAGAGACAGUAGAUUUGGCGUUGGAUGUAGUGAAGAGAAAUGCCCUGGACGAAACUAAGUUGCUGAUGACCAACCGUCGGAAUUGUUAAACUACGUUUACAUGGUAGAAACUCUUCAUAGAACCUGCGGACGAAGAAAAACAACGUAAUGUAAUUAAUUA